GCUUUCUAUGGGGAAGUCAGAUUCGUGCGCUGCCGUAUAAGAGUUCUCCACUACUUCCCUAAGGCCUCUAAACAUGUGCGUUCUUUCGUGUUCAAAGUCACAAACAGCAACGCACGCCUCUGUCUCGCCAAAAGAGCCAGCAUAUCCACAACACCAACCAUGACAUCGGCCUUGUCGCAAUCAGCAGAGGUCGCAGAAGAUGUGUCGCGCUUGAGCCUUUCCGCAGGAUCGAUCGCACAGCUCGAGGCGCAACUGCAGACUUGUCUCACAGGUCUGACGCAUGCCAGAGACUUGAUCGGGGAUCUAUCUGCGCUGCAGUCCUCUCUGGCCACAGUCACCGCGGAGGCAGCUCGAUGCUCUGUCGGCACCGAUCAGGCUGCUCAAGAUACUUCUGUGCGCGGUCUCGAGUCCGACAUUGUCAACUCCGGGCGUGUGGCCCAGAUCGGUGGCGUGGUCGAGCCAAAAGCUGGUGAGGUCGAGCAGGACGGCACUCUGAAUCAUGAAGCUAGCUCUCCCGCACCUGUUGCGACGAACGAGAGGCGCCUCUUCAAGGGAAGAUGGACCUUGAUCCGUCCUCGCACCAAGACAUCCCAAUCGACAAAAGAACCGGCUGCUGCCGACCUCUCAGCUGUCGACAAUGAAGCUGAUGCUGCGGAUGGGACGAUAGCCGAGCGACCCCCGUUGCCAUUACCCGCUUCCGUAAGCGACGGACCAACCCCACAUGAGGACUCGGCAGCUAUUGCCCACUCUCCCAAGCGAAUGCAAAGGCGAUGGGCACUGCGAGGCCGAAGCAAGGCACAAAGCGGAUCGAACGCAGAACCGGGGCCUCAAACUGAGGUGGCAGAGACGCGAAUUCAAGAAGCCGAAUUGCCGACUCAAGAAGCAGAAUCCCAAGCUCAAGAACAGACGAAGACCAACGGCAAACAUGCAUCCCGCACUCUCAUCAAAAGGGUCUCAGCGCGUCGCGAUCGUAGCAAAACAAGUGGCAACAAGGUGGCCAGUCGUCUCCUGCCGCGGCGUGUCUUGAAGCCAGACGGACAUGGACGCGACGUUACAGCAUCACGACCCAGCGGAAAGCGGGCAUUGAAAAUUCUCAAAAUACGCCAACCUCGAGUUCGUGGCCCCAAGAGGCACCCUUUCGCCUUGCUGCCACGCCUCAGAUCCCAAAGUACCAGCCGCCAAUCAGAGGAAGGUAUUCAGCAACGCGUCGACCAAGCCAACGAUAGCGCGCUUGAGCAUGCAGACAGCUCGACGUCCCCCGCUGCAGGAACCAGCACCGCUCAGUCUGCUCCUGCACCCAGCUCCGAGGCGGCAGCCUCUCCGAUCGGUAUAGGAGCGAAAUUACAAGCGCCCAAAUCUGCCAAUAAAGCAGGGAAAUCAGAUUUGCCUUGGCCCCACGUGCAUGCAAGUGUGGCAGAAGAAGCUGCCGACGACGCACCUCCUCGAGAAAAUGCGCUGGCCGCAGCUGGCGCGCACACAUCCAGCGAUGGGGCCACCGCAGAACCUGCGCAACGAGCCAGCGGAAGCGUUGAAGCUGAUGGUCAAGGAGCAGCUGGACCAUCUCGCAUCUGGCGUCUGGCUGCAAAGUUGCGACCGCACCUUGGAUCGAGACGACCGCAUACUCAAUGACUCCCAGGCAGCUCGGCUUCUAGUCAUCCGCCCGAGAUGCCUCGAGGCCGGGCUGCCAAUCCAGGAUGGAGGGUUCGUG
Molecule: messenger RNA, 1708 nt
Organism: Ceraceosorus guamensis
Lineage: Eukaryota; Fungi; Basidiomycota; Exobasidiomycetes; Ceraceosorales; Ceraceosoraceae
Exons: 3
Coding region: 160-1629 (489 amino acids)
Source: RefSeq, a predicted model, not a curated record